ACCAAAGCUCGCGAACAUGGCCACUACAUACGAUGUCCAGACUUAUCUACUAGAUAAGUCCAAUAUACAAGACACUGUAACACGGAUGGUGANNAUGUACGCCUUCGACAACAAAGACUCCUCUGUAUUGACCGAUCAAGUGUAUACCUCAGAAAUCCAUCUCGACUAUGAUACACUCUUACUCGGCGGAAAACCAGAAAUCAUAAGUAGCAAAGCGUGGACAGAGAGAUUGGAACAUAUGCAUGAUGCUUAUGAUACUACACAGCAUACUGUGCAGCCAGAUAGCUGUGCAGUCUACGCACAUGCUGAUGGUUGGUUCUACAACCGCAAUGCAGAGAGAAGACCGCGGAUUAUGUGUAGACGUAAUGGAGGCAAAUAUCAUCUGGAAGUUGUUCGACUGAAGGAUAAAGAAGAGCAAGGAGAAAAUCCUUGGAGGAUUUGCAAACAGCGUGUAGAGUUGUCGUGGCAGGACAUGGGUAGCCAG
This is a messenger RNA of Aureobasidium musti, 484 nucleotides long. Lineage: Eukaryota; Fungi; Ascomycota; Dothideomycetes; Dothideales; Saccotheciaceae. The record is from the annotation of a GenBank genome assembly.